GUCCUCUUUUCGCUUCUCCCUUGCCCUUCACUCCUAGAGAGCCCUUCUUCCGUUCUCUUCAAACGCUCCUUAUCGUGUCCUUGACGGCACAUUCCACUCCUUUUUUUGAGACCCAAAUUGAUUCACUUCGUUAUUUAUCGGCCUGGUAUCCGGUUCUUCUUUCAAAGCCUUUCGCUAUCCACAAGGUCGAGUGCACGCAGCCGCCGACUGAACACACGCGCAACGCCUCUUUUUCUUCUUCUUCGUCGAUACAGCUUCAGCGAACAACAAGGAACUGGCUUGUCCAACCCCAACUCCGACUCCUCGGUUCGAAAUCUUGAAAGCAGCGCUGCUUCCCCCAGACUGGUUCUGACGCAAGCCGACAUACAUCACAUCUCUUCGUCCCUGGUGUCUGCAUUUCACAUUUGGAUCACCAUCAAUCUCCAAGUAAACUCUACAUCUCACAACAGCUUCAAGCAAAGAUAUUCCAACGUUCAAGAUGAAGUCCGCUUUCCUCUUGGCCACGGGCGCCAUUCUGGCUGCCGCCAUGCCGCUCGACAAGCGUGCUCUGGAGACUCAGUGGGUGACCGACAUUGUCACCGUCACCGUCACCGUCGACCCCUCUGCGCCCUCUUCGGCCGGUGGAGUCUUCAUCCAGGCCGUCUCUUCGCAGCCGGCUGCUACUCCCAGCCCCCAGGUCCAGGCGCCGGCUCCCAAGCCCGUCUAUGCCGCUCCUCCCCCGGCCGUCUCUUCCCCCAAGCCGGCCCCUCCUCCGCCUCCGCCAUCGCCGGCUCCGGCUGCUCCUCAGAUCUCAACCGUCAUCGUGGUUGAGACUCCCAAGUCUUCUCCUGCGCCGGCACCUUCACCCGAGGUUGCGGUCAAGUCUUCUCCCAAGCCUUCGCCCAAGCCUUCGCCGUCUCCUGUUGCCGCUGCUCCCAAGCCCGCUGCUUCUUCUCCCGCUGCCUCCAGCUCCAGCUCCAGCUCCAGCUCCAGCUCCAGCUCCAGCUCUGGUUCCAACGACUACCAGUCUGCCAUGCUCAACGAGCACAACAUUCACCGUGCCAACCACUCCGCGCCCGCUCUUGAGUGGGAUGAUCAGCUGGCUGGAUUUGCCCAAAUCACUGCCUCUGGCUGCGUUUUCGCUCACGACAUGACUGAGGGUGGCGGCUCUGUUUCCUACGGCCAGAACCUUGCCAGCUUUGGCUCUUCUGGUGACAUCAGCGGUGACCAGAUCCUGUCCGGUCGUCGUGGUGUCACUGACCAGUGGUACAAUGACGAGAUGGAGAACUGGACCUUCUACGGCCAGUCUAACCCUCCCUCUGGCCUUGACUUGGACGCCUUUGGCCACUUCACCCAAGUUGUCUGGAAGGGCUCCACCAAGGUUGGAUGUGCCACCGUUCAGUGCCCGUCUGGCUCUGUCCUCUCACUGCCCUCUUGGUACACCGUCUGCAACUACGGUCCCCCAGGAAACUUUGGUGGCGAGUACGGCGACAACGUUCUGGAGCCCCUUGGCCAGGCCCCCGUCACUGUUUAAAGACAGGCGCUUAGGCUCAACCCCAACCGGCACUUGCCUCUUUCUCCUGUCCAUGCAGACUUUUUAGGGACUCGGUCGUGGCAUCACAAUGGCGGUCGGGCUCCGGGAAGGGCUGAGAUGUGUGGCUAGGGUUUCGGAUUUUCGAAACAGUUUUUACGAAUUUCUUCGCUUCUCCAUUGUAUCUUAUGCGAUGACAUGUUGACAAUCUGGACUUGAUUUUUCUUUUCUUUUCUUCACACAAACAUUAGGAAAAAGCUCCUUGGCUGCUCCCAUUUCUUCCUUCUCGUUAGUCUUCUCGGCAAACUCAAAUGUGCAUGGCGUCGUUAUGAUGAGUAUACAGACGGAUCCAGGGCUGGUUAAGGGGCGCUAUGGGGCUGGGACAUGCCCGCGGUGUGCUGGAUUUGCACAGGGGGCAUUUCGAUUCUUUUCGGGGGACACUGCGAAGACUAUUGUUGGCACGGUUCGAUGGAGGUUUUUUUCUCUCGCAAUGGACGUCGACAAUGGACAGAGCAGGACACCCUUGACACUAGGGAUUUUCUUCUUGGUUCAUUUUUUUACAUAUGAGCACGGCGGUGCUUGUUUUCCUCUGUGAAUAGACGCAAUGACCAUAGACAUUACGCGAAAUGCAGCUGAGAUGUUUUAUGGCA
Trichoderma atroviride IMI 206040 is the source of this 2160-nucleotide messenger RNA. RefSeq lists its product as uncharacterized. Lineage: Eukaryota; Fungi; Ascomycota; Sordariomycetes; Hypocreales; Hypocreaceae. The record is from RefSeq and is a predicted model, not a curated record. Gene Ontology annotation, cellular component: extracellular region.